AACGAUUCGAUUCGUAUGGUUCCAGCUUCAGUCGAGUUCCCGACUAACUUGGGAUCGCGGCACGCGCUCUUCAAUGGUCCAUAGUUGAUUCGAAGUUAUAAUUGUGAAACGGUAUUGUACAAAGCCACAUCAACGGAAUAACCAAGAAGCUCACUCAUCGGCCAUCGGUCAUUUAUCGUGCAUAGCCGUUUCAUACACUGCUACAACCGUCAUUAUUCGGACAAAAAAGCCUCGGACAAUCACACCAACCGGGCAGUUAUUAUUCUGUGCUCCAUCGAUAAAGUAUUCAGUGUCGUCCUGCACAAGUGAUCUAUUUAUUACCCCUAUCCCUUAUACACACCGCCGGUACGGUUAACUGCUUGAAGCAGUGGAAAAUCAAGUCUUAUCCUCGAGCACAGAUCGAAUCCAGUCAUCAUGAACCGGCAAUUUCCGCAACGGCAAGAACUGACGGCAUCGGUGCCCGUCAAGCUGCUCACCGCCGGAACGGCCGCGUGUUGGGCCGAUUUCGUUACCUUUCCGCUAGAUACGGCCAAAGUUCGACUGCAGAUUCAAGGUGAAAAACCAUUACGAACGGCGGCACUAAAAUCAACAUCUGCAGCCAAUAGCAUUAGUAGCAGCACCAUUCAAUCACUUAAACUGAAUCCAACCGCAUUUCCGGUGGUGCAGCAUGUUCAGUACCGUGGAUUGGUCGGCACUAUCACAACUAUUACCCGACAAGAAGGAUUCCGUACCUUGUAUAACGGCCUAUCGGCUGGUCUUCAACGGCAGAUGUGCUUCUCUUCGAUUCGGAUAGGAUUGUAUGAUACAGUAAAAGAAUUUUACGGAGCUUUUUUGAAAGAAAAUGAAGCUGGUCUUCAAAUUAUCACACGAAUCUGUGCUGGCUUAACAACCGGUGGCCUAGCGGUUAUGCUAGCUCAUCCGACAGACGUGGUCAAGGUGCGCUUUCAGGCGGCAUCCCGCUCGUCAACCGGUCGUCGAUAUACUUCUACACUAGAAGCCUACCGGACGAUUCAUCGCGAAGAAGGUGUUCGUGGACUCUGGAAGGGAGCUGCACCAAACAUUGGGCGCAAUGCCAUAAUCAAUGUGGCCGAAAUCGUUUGCUACGACGUGGUGAAAGAUUGCCUUCUUACUUACACCCAUAUUCCCAACGAUAUUCGAUUACACUUCAGCGCUGCAGUAAUUGCAGGUUUCGCUGCCACUGUGGUUGCUUCCCCAGUGGAUGUAGUUAAAACACGGUACAUGAAUUCUCCCAAAGGACAGUAUCAGGGUGUAAUUGAGUGUGCCAUCAAGAUGGGCAGCAAAGAGGGUAUGACUGCCUUCUACAAGGGGUUCGUGCCAUCGUUUGCCCGUCUAGUAUCGUGGAAUGUAGUCAUGUGGAUUACCUACGAACAACUUAAAUUAUUGCUAUUCAAACCGCAAAUGAUAGAACGUAACUAUUAGUCAAUAGCGAAUAGAUGUAAACAAUGCGGAAAAUUCAGAAUAUAUUUUUUUAUUUGUUGACAUUGUGAUUUAAAACAAAGUGAAGAAUGUUUAUUACGAAUACUGUAUAGAUCUUUAUUUUAGUAUAUUUUUACAACAAGCGAA
Malaya genurostris is the source of this 1584-nucleotide messenger RNA. RefSeq names its product dicarboxylate carrier SLC25A8-like. The coding region runs from base 415 to 1440 and encodes 341 amino acids. Lineage: Eukaryota; Metazoa; Arthropoda; Insecta; Diptera; Culicidae. The transcript has 4 exons. Gene Ontology annotation, biological process: response to cold; mitochondrial transmembrane transport; adaptive thermogenesis. Gene Ontology annotation, molecular function: oxidative phosphorylation uncoupler activity. The record is from RefSeq and is a predicted model, not a curated record.